Ectocarpus sp. CCAP 1310/34 is the source of this 1321-nucleotide messenger RNA. The record is from the annotation of a GenBank genome assembly. NCBI's taxonomy places the organism in Eukaryota, Phaeophyceae, Ectocarpales, Ectocarpaceae.
ACACACCACACUGGAGCAGCUGUAAUAAGGAGCGUGGAAGUCUGACCUUGAGCGAAAAGAUAGAGGAGGAGGAAAACAAUGGCGUUCAAGCAACUCCUAGCACUGGCGUGCCUCGUGGCCAGCUCGUUGGCCUUCGUAUCCCCGAUGACGACUUUGCGGGCUCCUGCAACGACCUCCCCUCGAAGCACCGCCUCAGCUCGGGGUGGCGCAAUCAUGUCUUGCAGGGUGAACGCGAAGAAGGAGAAGAGGACGCGUAACCGACUUAACAUGCGCAAGUUCAACAAGAGGGGUACCUCCAGAAAGAAAAUCCUGCGCGUUGAGCGCCAGGAGCGCGCGGCGGAGGACGAGGCAGAGUUCCUCGCCAAGGUUUUCCACUCGGGCAUGGACGACUGGGAGGAGGUGGACAUCUUCAGCGAGUAGAGUUGUAAUGGGAUUUAUUUCCUACGUGUUUCGAACUGACUGUUGACUGACGAUGCCUUUUGUAUCUGAUGGUCUCGUCACACGUUUUUGGGUUUGUUGGUGGGGGGGGAUCGCUAGAGGGCACAAAUAUUUUGACGCGCGGAGGCGGCGACGAUUUGAUUGGUCGAUUGGAGGAGUUGAUUAUCUUGGUCGAUCGAUGUCAUGAUUCGUUCACCGGCGAUGCAAGGGGUGAUCGCGGGUCUGGGGUAGGGGGGGGGAUAACUGUCCUGGAACAGAGGGAGAGGCCUUCGAUUGGUGACCCUGUCUCAAGAAGCACUUCUGAGGGAGGGUGCACAUCUUACGGACGUUAUUUGGUCGUAGGCAGAAGCGGUUGAACAUGUAUCACCGCCAAUCGUCGAAGCGUUGCUUCGGUCUGAAAUAGGAAAGCCAUGCGGCAUUUGUUGGGACAUAGUCUAAGAUGUGAUUAUUCGUUGCUGUGUUGUUGCUACCGGUUGUAGAGGUGCGGGGCAUUGCACAGCAGUAGUAUUACCAGGCGACACUGAUGUGGAGCUCAUUUGGCAACAUGUUGGUCCUUGAUCACCCCUUUGUGGCUUUUUUAGCCCAUCAGGCAAACGAAGUCCCGCGCAGCCGGCGACUUUUCGCUUCCACCUUCAGCAGUGUAUAAGCGACCCCUCCUUCACGACUCUUGGUCGUGCGUUACGUGGGUCAUGCAUGAUGAGUGAUCUGCCUGUUGUCCCUGCCACCGAGUCGGGCGAAAAGAAACGACGGGUCUCACUUUGCACUUGUUUUUCCCGUCGGGAUUCGACGGGGGAAGGUUCAAAAGGCUCCCCGCUUAAUGGUGUGCACCUCUUAUGUGUGGAUGAUUAGACGUGGUUAUGCCCUCUUCUCUGACAUGCGGUGA